Messenger RNA from Helianthus annuus (common sunflower), 1435 nucleotides. Its product is annotated as cinnamoyl-CoA reductase 2. The transcript has 6 exons. NCBI's taxonomy places the organism in Eukaryota, Viridiplantae, Streptophyta, Magnoliopsida, Asterales, Asteraceae. The record is from RefSeq and is a predicted model, not a curated record. The coding region runs from base 267 to 1277 and encodes 336 amino acids. Gene Ontology annotation, molecular function: oxidoreductase activity, acting on the CH-OH group of donors, NAD or NADP as acceptor.
CUGUGAUAUAUUUAUCCAGAGUGCAUGCUUGUUUAUUUAUUAGUUAGUUUAACAAAUAAAAUAAAGUGAUUAAAUAAAAAGAUUAUAAAAUGAAUUAGUUUGGACACUUAGCGUAAUUUGUAUUUUUCUUGUUGUCGCAUACAAAGAUGAAGGUACAAAGACCAACUUUAUCAGUGUAUACAUAUUCAUAUCAAUAAAUCAAUAAAUAUAAAUAUACAUAUAUAUAUGUGUGUGUGUUGAUAAUCGAGAAGUAAGACACAGGAGAGAUGAAGAGGGUAUGUGUAACAGGAGCAGGAGGUUAUAUUGGGUCAUGGGUUGUGAAGCUUUUGCUUUCCAAAGGUUAUAUGGUCCAUGGAACUGUUCGAGACCCAUGUGAUGAGACAAAGAAUGGUCAUUUGAAGAAGUUGGAGAAUGCUGAAGAGCGGCUGCAUCUUUUCAAGGCAGAUUUGUUGGACUUUGAAAGCCUUUGUGCCGCCUUUGUCGAUUGCUCCGGGGUUAUUCAUGUUGCAUCUCCUGUUCUUCUUCUUGCUGCUUCUGGUAACCAUGUACCUAAUCCGGAGGCGGAAAUGUUGGAACCUGCUAUACUAGGAACACAAAACGUAUUAAACGCAUGUUUGAAGGCUGAAGUAGAAAAGGUUGUGGUUGUCUCAUCCGGAUCUGCUGUUAUGAUGAAUCCUAAGUGGCCCGCAGACAUGGAACUGGAUGAAAACUGCUGGACAGAUAUAGAAUACGCAAAAUCAACACAAAACUGGUACGCUCUAUCCAAGACAACAGCAGAGAUGGAAGCUUUAAAUUUUGGAAAACAACAUGACAUGACAGUGGUAUCGAUUUGUCCAUCCGUAGUCAUCGGGCCAAUGCUGCAGUCCACCAUUAAUGCUACUAGUUUACUAUUAUUGAGCUACAUGAAAGAGGAAGGUAGAUCGGGAGGGGACACAAUGGAGAACAUUAGACGACCAUAUACAGAUGUUCGCGACUUGUCCGAGGCGAUUUUACAGUUGUAUGAAAAUCCUGAAUCUAGUGGACGAUAUAUAUGUUCUGCAUACUCAUUUAGGGCAAAGGAAUUUGUAGCAAAACUUGAGAGCCUGUUUCCUGGCUACAAUUACCCCAAAUUCUUUACAGAGAAAAGUGGUUUUAAUCCACUUAACUCGAAGAAGUUGUUGAAAUUGGGAUGGACUUAUAGGCUAAUAGAGGAGACCAUAGUUGACACCAUCAAGAAUUAUGAAGAAAGUGGUUUGUUGGAGAAAGGGAAGCCAUUUCCAUCUACAAUAAGGUUCUAAUAUCAUGUUAUAUGGAAACUGAACGAAGAUCAUGACUCCUUUACAUAAAGUUAAGUUUUUAUUUUCGUUUUUUUCUUGGAAUAUUUAAAAAUGUUAUUUAAUGAUAAUAUUUCUUUUCUAAAUUUAAAAGUUGUGUGGUUUCUCUUUAGAAUAUAAAA